Messenger RNA from Oryctolagus cuniculus (rabbit), 5023 nucleotides. The record is from RefSeq and is a predicted model, not a curated record. Lineage: Eukaryota; Metazoa; Chordata; Mammalia; Lagomorpha; Leporidae.
UAAAAAAAAGUAAGCAUUAAGAUUGUAUGUUUCCUAGAAAGAAUUUUGGCAUGACAGUGUGAGUAUAUGUCUGCCUUCAUUUUAGUAGGAUUUAUAAAAAAUGUUUUAAAAAGAUAUAUUACUUAUUCAUUUGAAAGGCAGAGUGACAAAGGGUGGGAGAGUUUACUCCAUCAAUGGCCCAAGGAUCCAGACAUAGCAAGGCCAAAGCCAGUAGCCCCAAAUUCCUUUUGGUUUCCCAUAUGUGACAGGGGCUAAAGCAUUUGGACAAUCAUUUGUUGUCAUUCCAGGUGCAUUAUCAGGAAACCAGAUCAGAUUCAUAGUAGCUAGGACUGGAACUGGUUUUCUAAUGCAGAUGCCAAGUAGUUCAAAUGGUGGCUUUACCACAAUGCCAGCCCUGACAAAUUUUGUUUAAAAAAAAAGGAAAAUUCUCGUACCUUCCCUAGAAAUGCUUCCAAAGACACUUGCAAGUAAAGAAAUAUUUACUGAAGACAGAUUUGUUAAGAGCAGAGAGACUCAGUGCUUAUGGAUCCAGACCUGUUUCCUACCUUCCCUAUCACAACUCAGUGAAAUGGAAACUCCACUCCUAAGUGCAACUAAGAACACAUGGCCCUCUCUCCUGCUAGCUGCCAGCUUGGGAUGACAUCCUCAUUUUUUUUUUCCUGUCUUCAGUUGCCUACUGCCAGAACUAUGUGCUGGGUGAGUGUAGCUGAGAGGAAGGGCUCAGACCACACUUGAAUAAUGGAGACUCUGUAUUGGGCAUUAGGAUGCUUGGAUCUCAUCCCCACAACAUGCAAUGUCCACUGUAGGCACAUCCAUAGAAACAGUACAUUUGCAGUGACUUUGGGUUGAAAGUAUUAGGGAUAUUAAAGAGACAGCCUUCUUUUUAUUUAUUUUUUAUUUUAUAAGCAAGGACAAAUAACAAUGAAAGAAAGUUUCCACCUGCUGGGUCAUUCUCCGUUCAAAACAAAUAAGACUGAGCUAAGUUAAAAUUGGAAGCUGGUAAGAUAGGCAUGAUAACACUGAGAAUUAAGUAUUAAUUGGGAUGCUCACUUCCCUUUUCAGAGGGUCAGUUCAGAUCCCAGCCACUUUGCUCCUAAUCCAGCUUCUGACUAUUAGGCCUGGGAAGGCAACACAUGUUGGCCCACACCAGUAUGGGAGAUGAGACCUGCAUGGAAUUCCUCAGCUCUAAUUUUGCCUUGGCCCAACUUUGGCUGUUGUAGGUGUUUGGAGAGAUGGGGGCAUAAACCACCAGAUGGAAAAAUCUCUGUCACUCUCUCUGAAUUUCAAAUAAAUUAUUUUUUAAACAGUUAUAAAUUGGGAGCUAGGCACUCAAUUUUGGUCAACAAUGUAGCUAGGUGUCCCAACUACUUGAGCCUCUACCUUCUGGGUGAUACAGACCUAGGGUGAGCAUUAGCAAGAAGCUGGAGCUGAAUCAGGAUGGAGCUGGGACUCAAACCCAGGCUGUCUGGGAUGUGCUGACCCAAGCAGUUUAUUAACCACUAAACUCAACCUCAACACUUUAAGGAGAUAAAAAAAUUAUAAAAUUGUCAAUGGUGAUGGUUACAACUGAAUGAAAACAGUGAAUUGUAUAGGUACUAUUAACAGAUGAAUCUCAUGGGAAUUUGCAUUUAUAUCCAAUUAUGCUAUUUAAGAAAAUUAUAUAACUUAGAAUAUAUUGUAUUAUUUCAAACUUUUCAUGUAAUGUAUAUUUUAGUGUCUCAAACUCCAAUGCACAUAAAAUGUCGACUUUCCUCUGUAGGUUACAUUGCAUAUUUACAUAUAAAUAUGAAUAUAAAUGUAAGACCAAGGGAUGACAGCAUAUUAACUAGAUAAGGAACAGUGAUUGAUUCAGGACCAAGGGAUAUUGGUUAAAAGAUGACAUUAAUCUUUUCUGUAUAUCUUUUCUGAGAAUAAAAUUAAGAAAUGAAUUAACAUGAAACAAACCAUGGUCAGACAUCAGAGGCAUGUGACUAUAUAAUUUACCAGAGAUGAAUCUGAGAAGACUAACAUUUGGGACUGACAUUGUGGUGCAGUAGGUUAGGACAGUGCUUGCAAUGCUGGCAUCCUAUAUUGGCAUGCCAUUUGGAGUCCUGGCUACUCUGCUUCUGAUCCACAUUCCUGUGAGUGUGUUUGGGAAAGCAGUGGAACAUGGCCCAAGAACUUGGAUCCCUACCAGCCAUAUAGGAGACCCAGAUAGAAUGGCCUGGUCCUGACUCCUGGCCCCAUCCUGGCUGUUGCAGACACUUGGGGAGUGAGCCACAAGAACGAAGAUCCAUCUAUCUCUUUGUCAGUCUCUCCUGCCUCUCUCCUUAUUUCCCUUUCAAAUAAAUCUUUAAAAAAGAAAAAGAUUAACCUCAUUUCAUAAUCCUAGUGAUGGAAUCUUAAUUACCCAAUCUCCUUUCUAUUCAUCUCUCCCUUUAUACUACAGGGACUAUUUAUUCCCAUUCAUCCAGUACAAAUUACUUACUAGAAUUGCUGUCAUGACUUGGUGCUCAAAAACAUGAACUGCAAUCAUCAUAUGAUAUCUAUACUUAAGAAACAGAUAAAGAAGUUGCUUAAGGUGUAAUUGUAGAUACCACUACAUGUUUCAGGGGCCAAAGAAAAUGAAUACAACACCAAUUCCAAAAUCAUCCGCAUCUUAUAUAAAAGGCAUAGAAGACACACACAGAGAAAUGCACUCCUAGUCUUUUUGUGACAGAACUGGCAUGAUGAACAAAAAAAAAUGUGCUGUUGCAGAUGUUGGUGUCAUUUGAAGACCUGGCUGUGGACAUCACUCAGGAGGAGUGGCAGUACCUGGACAGUUCUCAGAGGACUCUGUACAAAGAUAUGAUGAUGGAGACCUACAAUAGCCUGUUGUUUUUGGGGUACUGCAAAAGCAAACCUGAGGUGAUCUUCAAGUUGGAACAGGGGGCAGAGCCAUGGACAGUGACAAAACCCCUAAAUUGGAGCCUGUCAGCCCACAGAAGGGAUGACCUAUUGGGAACCAACUGGAAAAGUCAACAAAUAAAUUUGAGGAGGCCUGAUGAGAUGCGAGCUGCAGAGAAAUCUGAUGGCACUAAUGUACCUGGCAACUCAAGUGAACGUUGGGAGCCCAUCAGGCAGCCUCACAAGAUUCAGCCUUUUCAGCAGGUGUUUGAACACAGUGUAAAAGGCAAAGGGUUCAACAGGAAAAGGGUGUUCUUUACAAAUGAAAGGGAUCAUAUGGGAGACACCUGUAAUAAGUCAGUUGGCAUUGUAGGAAAGACAACUGAACAUGUAAAGAACUUUCCAGAAAAAGUCCUACCUCAGUAAACCUCAACAAACACACACAGGAAAGAAACUUUAUGAAUCUUUUGAGUAUGAGGAAACUCUCAUUUACAAAUCAGAUUUUAUCACAAGUCAAAGAACACAUACAGGAAGAAAAACCUAUUCUUGUAACCCCUGUGGAAAAUCUUUCAAUUGUAAAUCCUGCCUUUCUAUCCAUCAUAGAACUCAGAAAGGGGAAAGGCCCUCUGGGUGCAAUGAAUGUGGGAAAACCAUUUACCCGAGGUCAGAUACUACAAAUCACAUGACUCACACAAGAUACAAAUCUUUGACAUGUAAAACAUGUGGCAAAGCAUUUUAUUGGAAGUCGCAACUCAUUCUACAUCAGAGAUUUCACACAGGGGAGAAACCUUAUCAAUGUAAUACAUGCGGAAAAGGCUUUCAUUGGAAAACAAUCCUUAUUUCACAUCAAAGAAUUCACACAAAGGAGAAAUCUUACAAAUGUGAUAUAUGCAGAAAAGCCUUUUUCUGGAAGUCAAAUCUCACUGUACAUCAGAGAAUUCACAUAGGGCAGAAACCUUAUGAAUGUAAUAAAGGUGGAAAAGCCUUUAUCCAAAAGUCAAAUCUAACUUCACAUCAGAAGAUUCACAUAAAUGAGAAACCUUAUGGAUGUGAAAUGUGUGAAAAAACCUUUCGCUGGAAGUCAAACCUUACUACACAUCAGAGAAAAUUCACACAGUGGAUAAACCUUUUGAAUGUAAUACAUGUGGAAAAGCCUUUUGCCAAAAAUCACAACUCAUUGCACACCAGAUGAUCCACAAAAAGGAAGAAAACUUAUGAAUGUAGUACCUGUGGAAAAUCCUUUUUCCAGAAGUCACAACUCACUCUACAUAAGACGGAGAAGAUUUAUAAAUGCAAAAUGUGUGGAAAACCCGUUUGUUGGAAAUCACAACUCUUUACCCAUCAGAGAAUGCAUAGAUCAGAGAAAAUUUAUGAAUGCAAUACAUGUGGAAAAGUCUUUUGUAAUAACUCACAACUCAUUACACAUCAGAGAGUUCACACAGGGGAGAAACCUUAUCAAUGUGAUGAAUGUGGAAAAACAUUUUCUCAGAAUUCAAACUUCAGAAGGCAUCAAAGAACUCACAUGUAAGAGAUAACUUGUCAAUGCUAUGGAUAAGAAAAGACUUUUUGCCAGAAGAUACAUCUCAACAGAAGGCAGAACUCACAAAAAGGAAAAAAAAUACCUUUUAAUGAAGUGAUUAUGUAAAUUCCUGAUGCCAGAAGUCAGUGUUAGGCACACAUCAAAGAACUCACAGGUGAGAAAGCAUGUGAAUAUAGGAAAACUUUCUACCAUAAGCCAGAUCUCACUAUCAGGGAUCUUAGAGGAAGAACUCUACAAAGGCAGUGGAAGUGGACAAAGCUUUUACUCUGAGGCAGAUUUCAACAAGCAUCAGCAAAAUUAUCCACAAAAUUAUUAGUACAUAAAAUAAGUGCUAGCCAAAUUACUCAAUAUUAUUCUGCAAAACAGUAAUGAAGGUGGAAAAAUACCUGUUUAACAUCACAUCUCUGCAGGUAUUAGGGAAUUCACAUGAGGGUGUAACACUGUACUGCAGAGGCUGGCUAUGCAGUCUUUGAAAUCUACAUUAGUCUCUGUGCCAAAUAAUCUGCUGUUUUGCCUGCACUUAUUAUGAGUAGGGGACGAUAUCCACAUGUAAUUUUUUGUAAGUAAAUACUCAUUCUAUACUACUCAGUUUGAAAUACAAUCCUAACAUUUGCAAAG